Molecule: messenger RNA, 2200 nt
Organism: Camelina sativa (false flax)
Lineage: Eukaryota; Viridiplantae; Streptophyta; Magnoliopsida; Brassicales; Brassicaceae
Source: RefSeq, a predicted model, not a curated record
AGAUCUGUUUAGAGAGAGAGAGAUAUCAAUUAAAAGGACCUCUCACAUUUAUAUUGUGCUCUCUCUCUCUCUCUCUCUCUGUCCUGCCUUUAUAUCGUGAGUAGUAAAAGACAUCUAUCUCUCUUCUUGCAAGUGGUGGUUUACACUUACAAAACAUUUCUCUCAUCUCCCUCCUGUCUUUGUCUUUCGUUUUCAAUUCUCACCUUUCGAUUUUGUUUUUUUUUGCUUUUUGGGUUGUUUCUCUCUUUCUUUACUUCAAUUUUGAAUCUUUUUUUGGUUUCUUCUUCUCUCAGUGUAGUGUGGUUUCAGUGGAGUGUUGAUUUUUUUAAUUAACAGCGAAUGGGAAUGGGAAUGCUUGCUUGUGUUUUUAGUUCUUAGCUAGAGAGAUAAAUCGAAUCUGAAGUUUCAGACUUUUGUUGCUGCACUGCUACUACUCUGAUCUUUGUGUGAAUUUCAUGUGUGAUUCUUUAUGCAUUGUUCAUCUUCUGUUUCUCUCUAGGGUUUUUGUUUGGUCAUGAUGAUUCUCUGAGAUCUUACAUUCAUGCAUUUUCCUCAUUUUGUGGGUUGGUUGAUUCUCUGAUUGAGUCCGUUUUGGCCUUAGAGAAACGCAUUUUUUUUUCAUGCACAAAGAAAUCUGAAGUUAGAUCUAAAGAUUUUAGUAAGAGACGCUCACUCUCUCCAAGUGUGAUUGAGGAGAUGGAUUUCUUAAAAGUUCGAAAAUUUCGAAAGUCUCGGAAGCCAAACCUUGAAAAGGAGAAAGAAGAGAAGAUUUUGGCUCAGCAAGAGCAGGCAAGGAGUGAGAACACUGACGCUGCUGGUGUGACAGAUUCGGCUAAAGCUGAUGAGAUCGAAGACGACGACGACGACGAUUUCAUUACUAAUGAGGUUAAGAGAAGGAUCAAGGAGUUAAGGAGGAACAGUUUCAUGGUGUUGAUACCUGAAGAGGAAGAAGAAGAAGAAGAAGAAGAGGAAUCGUAUCUAGACGAUGAUGAUGUGGGAGGAGACAAGUGUUCAAGUGAGUGGAGAGAUGUGGUCGCUGAAGGACUUCAAUGGUGGGGAGGUUUUGAUGCUGUCUAUGAUAAGUAUUGUGAGCGUAUGCUCUUCUUUGAUCGUGUUAGCUCUCAGCAGCUCAAGGAAACUGGCAUUGGAAUAGCUCCAAGUCCUUCAACUCCAUCGCCAAGAUCUGCAACUAAGAAGCUAGCUUCACCUUUUCGAUGUCUUUCUCUCAAAAAGUUGGAUUUGCCCGAGGAAGAUACCGAGUAUUUGCAGCAGACAGAGAUUGACCCUUACCAAGAUCUAGAGACUGCCUAUGUUGCUCAACUCUGCCUCACUUGGGAGGCACUUCACUGUCAAUAUACGCAGCUUAGCCACUUAAUCUCAUGCCAACCCGAACCCCCGACUUGCUACAACCAUACCGCUCAACAGUUUCAGCAAUUCCUGGUCUUGUUGCAGAGGUAUAUAGAGAAUGAACCAUUUGAACAAGGAUCAAGAUCUGAGCUUUAUGCGCGUGCAAGAAACGCAAUGCCUAAGCUCCUUCAAGCUCCUAAGAUUCAAGGGUCAGAUAAAAAGGAGAUGGAGAAAGAUACAGGCUUUAUGGUCCUUGCUGAUGAUCUCAUCCAAAUCAUCGAGAGCUCGAUCCUUACUUUCAACGUUUUCUUGAAAAUGGAUAAGAAGAAACCAAAUGGUGGUAUUCACUUGUUUGGUAACAAUAUGAAUUCGACAACCCCAUUACAACUGGUUCAGUCAUCCAUCGAUAAGAAGAGGGUGAAAGCGAAGGAGCUUACAAAGAAGACAAAAGGGUUGAAAAAGAAAUCAUGGCCUCAAACAUGGGAAGGUGUUCAGCUCUUGUUUGCAGCCAUUGACAUCAAACUCGCAACACGAGUAUUGAGGAUGUCGAAGAUCAGUGAAGAACAUCUUCUGUGGUGUGAAGAAAAGAUGAAGAAGCUCAACUUUUCUGCUGGGAAGCUUCAAAGACACCCAUCUCCAAUUCUUUUCCCUUGUUGAUAAUAAAUGAUGAACACACAAUGAUUUCAAAUUCAACUGUUCCCUUUUUAUCCGAUCAGUAAGAUCCGGUUCAAGGGGUUUUCUCUUUUUUUUUGCAGACAAAAAUCAAAGAAAAAAUUGUGUGUUAGUUACAUUUGCAUCAUUAUAUUUGCAAAUAAGGGUCCAAUCUAAGAAGAACACACUAGCUUUGGUAAUA